This is a messenger RNA of Trichosporon asahii var. asahii CBS 2479, 2010 nucleotides long. RefSeq names its product DNA-directed RNA polymerase I polypeptide. NCBI's taxonomy places the organism in Eukaryota, Fungi, Basidiomycota, Tremellomycetes, Trichosporonales, Trichosporonaceae. Gene Ontology annotation, cellular component: RNA polymerase I complex. The record is from RefSeq and is a predicted model, not a curated record. Gene Ontology annotation, biological process: DNA-templated transcription. The coding region runs from base 1 to 2010 and encodes 669 amino acids. Gene Ontology annotation, molecular function: DNA-directed RNA polymerase activity; DNA binding. The transcript has a single exon.
AUGGCCGGUCGUGAAGGUCUCAUUGACACUGCCGUCAAGACUGCCCGUUCCGGAUACCUGCAGCGCUGUCUGAUCAAGCACCUCGAGGGUGUCAAGGUGCACUACGACCACACUGUUCGAGACUCGGACUCGUCCGUCCUGCAGUUCCUCUACGGUGAGGACUCGAUCGACGUGACCAAGUCGAAGCACUUGCAGCAAUUCGACUUUGCCGCACGCAACCACGACUCGAUGGUGACGCGCUACGACCCGGAGGGCAUCAAGGGCAAGGUGAUCAUGGACGAGGCGGUCGAGUACACGAAGAAGGCGCUGAAGAAGCCGGGCAAGUACGAGCCGGCGAUGAGCGUGUUCAGCCCGAGCCGAUACCUCGGCUCCAUGUCUGAGGCGUACGUGCGCAAGCUGAACGACUACAUCAAGACGAACCAGAAGGGCCUCAUUGCCCGCAAGGGCGGUGCCGACGCCCAGACGCCCUCGGCCAUCACCGCGCACAAGGUGCCGGAGAAGGCGUUCAUGCAGCUCGCGCGUGUGCGCUACAUGCGCUCGCUCGUGGAGCCGGGAGAGGCCGUCGGUCUCCUCGCGUCGCAGGGUGUCGGAGAGCCGUCUACGCAGAUGACGCUGAACACCUUCCAUUUGGCCGGUCACGGUGCCGCCAACGUCACGCUCGGUAUCCCUCGUCUUCGUGAAAUUGUCAUGACUGCCGCCCAGAAGCCGGCGACGCCGACGAUGAAGCUCCCCCUCCGCGAGGAGGUCGAUGUCGCCGAGGUCGACUCGUUCGUCAAGCAGGUCUCGCGCCUGACGCUCGGCGAGGUCAUUGACCGCGUCGUCGUCACGGAACAGCUGACGGGCAAGGUUGCCGCGAACAACGACACGCGCAAGCGCAAGUACACUGUUCUGCUCGAGUUCUACCCCGCCAAGGAGUACGAGGAGGAGUACCAGAUCACCAAGGCGCAGCUGCACGAGUCGCUGGUGUCGAGCUUUGCGCUCCGCCUGCGCAAGGAGAUUGUCACCGAGACGCGCCUGAUGGAGAAGUCGCGCCAGCAGGACGAGACGGUCGGCAAGGGUCUCAAGAUGAAGGCGGACGAGCUGGACGAGUCUGGCCCCGUGCGUCGCGGGCGCGACGCCGAGCUUGACGACGACGACGAGGACGCCGGCCAGCUCAAACGCCAGGCCCAGGCCCGGCAGCACGAGUACGAGGACGACGAGGCUGCGAACAACAACGCCAUGGACCUCGAGGACAUGAUCGAGGCCGAGGCCAUUAGCGAGGACGAGGACAGCGACGACGACGAGGGCGCCAACGCCGCUGCGCGCUCCGCCCACGCGGCGACGAAUGCGCGCUCCGACGCGCUCGCCGACGCCUUCGCGACUGCGUCGCGCUUCGGCGAGAACUUCUCCUUCGACACGAAGCACGGCAAGAGCGCGCAGUUCGAGCUCGAGUUCCCGGGCGACAUGCCCAAGCUCCUCCUCGUCGACCUGAUCGAGCGCACCUGCCGCGCGUCGGUCGUGCACGAGAUCGACAACAUUGGUCGCUGUCUCAAGGACUUCAACGAUAAGGGCGAGUUCACGCGCUCCAUGACCACCGAGGGCUCCAACCUCAAGGGCAUGUGGGAGCUGGCCGACGAGCUCAUCGACCUCGACAAGCUCGGGUCCAACGACGUCUACGCCAUCCUCCGCACGUAUGGUGUCGAGGCCGCCCGUCGCAGCAUCAUCAAUGAGAUGAGCUCCAUCUUCGGCGCAUACGGUAUCGGCGUCGACUACCGCCAUCUCACGGUCAUUGCCGACUACAUGACCCACCACGGCGGGUACCGCCCCUUCAACCGUACCGGUAUCGCGAGCAAGAGCUCGCCCCUCCUCAAGGCGUCGUUCGAGACCACCGUCGCGUUCCUCUCCGAGGCGACGCUGCAUGGUGACUUUGACGACCUCACGUCCCCCGCCGCCAAGAUUGUCAUGGGCAAGCCGUCCGGAAGCGGAACGGGCGCCUUUGACAUUCGCGCUCCUCGUCGCGUGGGUGCAUGA